UAUACGCUCAGAUACGCGCAAGUACACUGGUUUAGUCUCACCGAAAAUAUGUACACAGAGAAAAUGGUGUUGGGAAUGUUUGUGUCUGUCUAGUUGUGAUUCAAUCAGUCGCGUUGAACACGUUGGUGAUUACGGAAACAAGUUGUGACGAGCCCACAAAAAAAGGCUGGUAAACAAGUAUUGGAAUAAGAACCGUUUUUUUCGUUUGUUGAUGUUCUUCGAUAUUAACUAACAAACACGUGCAUUUUUGCUUACAUCGUGUAUAAUGAAAUGUUUAAACAAUUUUUAAAUUAAUCAUAAAAAAAUUGUGUGUAUAGUUUAUCGAAUACCCAUACCACUCUUUGUGUGUACGAAUAGUGAACAUGUUAUGAAAAAUGUGUGCACACUCUGGCAUCACGUUUUACAACACCGUGUGAUUAGUGGAAUUAACAUUCGAUGUGCAGUGCAUUUAAAUUACAUGGUUUUCUUUCUUGUUAUAACUCAAUUAACAUUUAAUUAAAAUAUAAAAUCGAAAAAGAGAUAUUCGACAACAUUAAUUAGUCAUGGAUUGCAAAAUUGGUUGGAGAUAUAUCAGUGUAGCGUUCACCAUAUUAUCAGUUUUUUGCGACUACAUUGAAAUGGAGGAAUGUGGCCAAGAUGAAUUGGCUGCUUGUUCACGACCACUUCAAGUACUCACGGAAACUUCGGAGCUAUCUUUCGUAACCAAAAAAUCUGAAUUGGAUAAACUUUGCCCUGAUCUACAUGCUGGAUUACAAUGUAUCAGAUCAUAUACACGAAGAUGUAUGAACUUGCAUCAAAGGACACAUUUUAAUAAGCUGUACCAUGGCACCGGCGAAGUGAUACAUGAACUGUGCGAGGAUGGACCUUAUCAGGAAGAUUUCCUCCGGCAUGCGCCAUGUAUGAGACACGUGAAAAGUGAAUAUGAACUGUGUUCGAAGCGAUACCAAAACACCAUGACCCGAAUUUCACAGUCAACUCCGAACGAACAUGAACUGCGACAGCAACAGCAGCAAUAUCACCAACAACAGCAGCAACAAUACUACCAGCAACAGUCACAACAGCAGUAUCAGCAGCAGUAUCAGCAGCAACAGCCACUCAACAAUACUCGGACCGACGAUGAUGGUGCCGAAGGAAUAAGGGCGGUUUGUUGUGCCUUCAAAGAGUACAUUGCCUGCUCGGAAUACACAGUUAAACGGACUUGCGGGAGAGAAGCAGCAUUUUUCACCCGAACGUUUUUGGAUAGAAUUUCGAAUUCAUUAAUGAGGAUGCAUUGCGAAAAUUAUCACUCCGAACCGGGAGAAUGUGGUGAACCAUCUGCAUCAACGAGACAUAUAUUUUCAACAUUGUGUUCAGUAUAUUCGGCGUUAUUUGUGAUAGCACUGCAACGAUUCGUUUUAAACUAAAUUAUUCAAUGGUUUCUAUCGUUAAAUUUUAAGUAAUUAGCAAGUAAAAUACAAAAUCCCAAAUGCUACAUAUAUAUAUAACAGAUUGUGUAGGCUAUUAUAAUGAACUUCUUAGUAGUGUAACAGCUGAAUGAAUUUAAAAAAGACAACUUUUCCGACUCAUCCUUGUUUGUUAGCAACAUUGUUAAUGUUAAGUUAAUUGGUUUAUUUAUAGAACAUUGUUUCGUUGAUUGUAAAAUCGCAAUUCAAUGCUUGAAUAUUGUAAAUAAAAAUUAUAGGAAGUGUCUGAUUUCUCCUUUUUUAAUAAAAAAAAUUGAAUUCAAUU
Molecule: messenger RNA, 1728 nt
Organism: Bradysia coprophila
Lineage: Eukaryota; Metazoa; Arthropoda; Insecta; Diptera; Sciaridae
Source: RefSeq, a predicted model, not a curated record